Cololabis saira (Pacific saury) is the source of this 4028-nucleotide messenger RNA. RefSeq names its product fidgetin. Bases 295 to 1482 code for a protein of 395 amino acids. The record is from RefSeq and is a predicted model, not a curated record. The transcript is spliced from 3 exons. NCBI's taxonomy places the organism in Eukaryota, Metazoa, Chordata, Actinopteri, Beloniformes, Belonidae.
CACACACACACACACACACACAACCACAAUCCCGUUUUCAUCGGAUUCCCGUGAUGUUGUACUUUCUGGAAUAGUGGAUUUACUUCCCGCAUGGACGCACUAACCGAGCACAUCCAGGCAUGGUCAGCUGGAAGUGUGUCAGGGCGGUGUGAGAUGAACUAUGGAGCCGUACAGGAGGCAAGUCACUAGCCGAGCCAUCAGUCACCCAGAAAGGCCUCGCAGCAUGCAGCUGGGCCCUCGCUGAUACCAGGUGGACCUGGGCCUCUCCUCCUCACCUGAGGCCAGGCCUGCAGAAUGCUCAGUCCUGUCACCCCAUACAGUCUGUUGAAGAUGCACUGGUCUCCGGAGCACGCUGCCCCUUUAUCUCAGUGGCCUGAGCAGCACCUAGAUGUCACGUCGACCACAUCACCCUCCUCGGCCCACAAACACGAGCCCUACACUACUGCAUCUCGCCGCGGCUAUGCCCCUGCAAGUUAUCCCUGGGCCAGUGAUGACAUAUCAGCCCUAACUGCUUCUUCUCUGCUUAAACGCUAUGCUGAGAAGUACUCCGGCCUGGAGCUGUCCUAUGAACGCCCUGCUACAGGGCCUUACUCAGAGCCGGGGACUUUCCUAAAAACUGAGUCUGAGCCCUGGGCUUUGGGCCAGGGCAUGGAAUGCUAUCCUGGACUGGAGACUCUAAAUGGCACCAAGGUGGGGUCUGCCUCCGCGGGGAUCCCAGCCACAGGAAGUGUAACUGUAGUAAGCAGUAACUUGGCCUCAGAGCCAGGCUACAGUGGUGCUGGCUCCUGCAAUGCCCCGUCAACUCAGGAAUACCCUCCCGCCUACAACAGCACCUACCUGACUUCAGGAUAUUGCCCUCAGCCCACCGCAGCACUUCCACCUGCCCCCCUACACUCCUUACAGGCCACACCCACCCUAGUCCCCAGUUAUAGUGCCAGCACUCCUGUCUACAACUACCCACCAGGGUGCUACCCCCAAACUAGCCUGUCAUCAGGAUACAGCCAUCCCAGUGCCUCCUACCUGCCCUCUGGCAUUAGUGCUCCCACUCCUCUGGCCCCUAGGCCCACCAUGGUGGGGGCAAAUUACAGCUACACCGCUCACAACCUCGGAGUGAGCUCUGACGCAGGGGUGCAACUGAAACGCAAGGCCUUUGAGAUGACGGAUGAUGAACAAGAAGGGGCAGAGGUGGAAGGACGCUACAGAAAGUACAGCAACGGCCAUGGAAACAGCCACGGCAAAGGUAACGGUAACGGGCACGGCAACGGCUAUGAUAUCGGGGGCUCGGCCUCAGACCCAGAAGCCUACAAACCUGGAAAGUCUCUAAUAUCUCCCCCUUAUGGUGGAGUCGGGGACUACAGCCCGCCGUCAGGUCUCUCAGGUGAGAACGUGUCGGGGGAACACAACUUCCCUCAGCAGCAGAGGAUGUCGAUGAAGAUACCUGCAUCUCACUCACAAGCCGAGGACCCCGCUGGCGGACGCUGACUGUCCCCGGGCAGCAUUUGAGAGGAUUCCUCGCUCCCUAAAAACCAACCACAGUUCUUAAGCCACAUGGAGUUGCAGUUGGAGUAGCACUGGAUUUGUGUGUAGAAAGUGUAAUCUCCCCAGCAAACACACGAGGGCACAAGACACAUUUAGCAAUUCCAUCGUUCACGUUUUUCCAAAGAUUCACAGGAGCAUCUACCCCUCCAAGGUUGAGAUAAGUCUUACAAGUCAGGUGGAGGCAUUCUCUACAUAGAUAAUAUGAAGACGGUCUAAAUGUAUGAGUGUCUGUUUCUCUCAGGAUCCUAUUUAUUUCCUGUCUGCUACUGUGGCAGCAGCGCUGCAGCAUUGCUGUUUUAGAAGUUGGUGUAAUUAUUUGUGGCCAUGAUAAAUGUUAAAAGGCCUUUUGACUGCAAUGUUCUAUCACACCACAAAAAAUCAUUAACUGACCAAAAAGAAAAAGAGCAAUAACUGAAAUGGUAAGAUUGCCAUACUACUUUAGCACAAUCACUGCGACACAGCUGAAUACAAGGCUUGAUGAGUUACUUGGCCUUGAGAGAUGAAUGUUUCCCUCUUUCCUUUUUUUAUAUUGUUCUCUUGAUCUUGUUCUUUAUCUAGUUUCUUUCCUCUACCCUGCCUUCUCUGCUCAACCUUUCUCACUGCUGAGCAUUUGUUUUUUUGUCCACUUUAUACAUAUCAAGCUGCUUAUCAACUGACAACAUGGAAGUGUUAAUGAAGCCGCCCUUUAAAUUUUACGUCUCUGCAUUUUAUUGCAAAGAAAGAAUCUCAGAUUUUAUGUAUUUUAAAAUGAAUAUUUAGUGUUUGCAAGAUCACAGUUAUACAAGUAUAUGCAGAUCCUCUUCUAAGCGCGUUUACAUGCAGAUUUCUGCUAAAUGUUUUGAGUAUGCGAAUACUGUAAUACUUGGCCCAGCUUAUGCCUUGUCUUUAAUAUUUAAAACGAGUGAAUAUAAAAAUCAAAAACAAAGCAACCAAACAGAGGUCUGCGUACGGCUAAAAUGUACUCGCAGCAGUUUGAAGGUGCAUAAAGGCUGUUGGUCGUCGUGUUCUGAAUGCAGACAGAGAGGCAUGUGAGUUGCAGUGGAGUGUUUCAGAGUCAGUGCCUCGAACGAUUUAAGCUCAACAUCACAUUCUUUGAGAAGAUUUGCCUGCUUAUCUGCUAAAAUUUACUUUAUCUUUUUUCUUUUGAAUAUGCAUUCUCUUUACUUUUGCCUCUCAGAAGGAUGAUUUAUACUUGUGUUAUUGAAAUACUCAGGAAGACUAUUGUUACCUCUGAAUGAUAAAACAAGAAUGUAUGUAAUGACCUUAGGGUGUUGGUCAAGAGCUUUAUGGAGUAAGAUUAAUGAAAUGGAGCCAUGGCGGAAACUUCAGGGAAACCAUGAACUUACAAGGCCUUCAAUAGUAUAAAAUAUACACGCACACGCUCACACAAACACCAUUUAGCCAGCUUCUUUGUUUCGGAAAACUUGAAGUUUUUGUACCAUGCACGAAAUGUUGAAUGUAAUUCAGAUCUUUUUUUUUUCUUAAAGGACAAUACAUGUCAUAAUGUAAAUCAGUGAUGUUUUUAGUUAUAUGAAACAUAUUUUCUUCAUGUAUAGAUGUUAUUCUCUUAUAGGUUUUGGUGGAAAAAUGAAUGACAUGUUAAGUGUUAGUUUAGUUAGUGAUAGGGACAUGGUUUUGCGGACAGACUGUCUAAAGAAAGCACUCCUCGUAAAUAGACACUCGCGUAUUAAAGAUCUAUACAUGCUGCAGGAACUCUUCUAUGAAAUGUCUUAAUAAAGAGCACAGUUCUCAUGUCAGUAUUUUAAAAUCAUGAGUCAGACAGGUUCAAAUUGAUUUCCAACCUGAAAUAUAAACUGACUGCAUCCACUGUCAGGAGAUAUGAACAGUCACAGCUCUAAACGUUGUUUUCUCUUUCACCACAUUGCAGCUUUAUAGUCCCACAAUAGCAGCCCUGCAGAAGCUGCUGAAGUUUGCUGUAGUUUAAGGGUUGUCGCAAAACCAAACUCCAAACUCAUACUAGAGUUAGACAAUUAGUCUGAAUUGCAGCAUCUGUAAUUCAGGGUUAUGACAAAGUAUUUGGAAAAUAUAACCAUUCAUAAAACGUAUACUUAGUCACAAUGCGGUUAAGUGUGAAAAAUGGACUUUCAUUAUUGAUUUAAUAAUCUGAGGGAGAAAUAGAAAUGUUAGGGAAACGAUAAUGUACUCUUAACCCCUAUUUUUCAAGUUUCCAAGCGCUUACCAACAACAAAUAAAUGCUCUUCAAUGCCAAAAACACGAACCUACGUGCUGAAACAACUUGUUAAAUUUCCUCGGUGCGAGUCUGAUUCAGGGAAAGAUGUGGAGUCAAAGUCAAACUUCUACUUAAGUUGUCUCUUUUGCAUUCUCUGUAACCAUUUCUACCUCAUUUUGAAGAGAUCAAACAUGGAAGUAUUUAUUUCAUGUCAUUUACACAUGCCAGUUAAAGGAGUAUUGUUUCUAAUUCUUUACCUGUUAUAGUCUACCUCACUAAGGACUGUUGUGUCAUGGAA